CAGGACCUUUGUGUUGGUGACAGCAGGCGAAGCCAUCGGCAUCGGUCUUCACAGUAAGAGCUUAGUAGUAUGUGUUCUUACAGAAACUGCAAUUUCGUUCGUCAUGCUGGUUCCAGGUUUGAAGCGUAGACGCGGAAUUGUUGCGUUGAAGAAAUUUAACAUCUGCUUUUUGUGUCUUCCAAACAAUUGCGCUUACGAACAGUUGUUUCCUUGAAUUGCGUCGUUUCAGUUCGCCUGGGAAGUUGGGAUCAAUCACUGCCGGUUCAUUUCAUCAUGAAACAUACUGGCAGCUGCAUCGCGACGAUGCAAAAUCGGACAAAAGAACUCGAACUUGCAUCUUAGUGUCAGUGCAUUUUCCAUGACUUCUAUACGAAGAGGUGGUCGAAAAGCACUAAGACGGUUGCGGAAGAACACAAAAACGGAUGUCCUCCAGUCCUUCCUAGCGCUAUUAUGUGAAGCGCUCUGGUGUGUUGAGGGAGACUGUUUUAACUCGUGGCCAUACCAGCCGGCCGUGUACAUCACACGGUAGCGUCGGAACUGCGCCUAGACCGCAACCUUUACGCGUUUUCGCGAUUGAAGAAAAGUUACCAUAAAGCUUCUAAUGCAUCAUAUUCUGUCACCUAGCCGCAUGCUUCGAAACCUGUGCGUCCCUUGUCUCGGUUAGCCACCUGCGAACACCUGUUAAUCCAGCUGCCCCAUCGUAUCAGGAAUGGAUUUUCAGUAGGGGCCUGGUGUAGCAAGCGAAAGAGAACACGCCCGCGCGUAGGAGUCGAUAUCGAAGAUCAAAAGGGGGGAAGAAGCAUGACAUCCACAUCUAGCUUUUUGUUGCUUGGCACUUCGUUUCUGCAGUCGGUGUGGGCGUUAGCUGGUGGGGGGUUCAGCAACAACGUGUGUCAGAUGCUGGGGUCCCUCUUAGUUUUGCAUUAGGACUUCCAAGACCUGUAGUUGUUUUUACGUCGCGGCCCACUCGAAGGGGGAAGGUCACGAUAGUGUGUGUACUUAGAGUGAUGUUUGCAAAGCACCACGCGCGUUUGGCUAGAGUAACGGAGAUGCAAGCAAACGCAGAGCAGCUCCAAAUGCCCGCCGCUGUCCUCUCUCAAGCGGUUCUGCUUGCACCUGGCUGCUUUGGGCUUAGUAUACAUUCAUAGGAAUCCCCAAAGAUAACUACAAAGUGAAAAGUCUGUAAUGCCUCCUGCAUCAGUUCACAGAGUUCAUCCUUCGAAUGUGGGAAGGCGCUGGCCUUUGCAAAAGUGCAGAGGGAGAAGAGGACAUAUGUCGCCAUAAGCAAAAAGAUACCACCAUUUCAUGAAAGUCUAAAAAGAAGGAAAGUGGUUCGUGCUUUCAGCUGACAUAUCUGCCUCGCCCCUUACUGCACGUUGAGAACAUCGAUACAUGGCUGCGUUGAGGCGACAUCGCUAUAGCUCGGCACAUUCAGAGGCAGCCGGACGUCGAGCCGUCUCCUGUAAAAGGAAUUCCAACUCAUUUUUGUCGGGUUAACGCUCCCAUGUUUCCCAUUUCAUUACACUCCUGUGAUGUUGACUGAUAUACUCAAACUCUUCUCCGCUGGUUUCGAGAUUUGCCCGGGUCCAAGUGGUUUAUAGAGGCGGCGAGCUACCGUCGAGACCCGUUGCGAAUUGCAUGCUCAGAGGAAAAACGCAGCAUCGAAGAGGAUGGAAGACCUGGGUUUUAUUGGAGGCUUCUCGUGGAAAACUUGUUCUUAGCUAGGCAGAUCUACCCUUCAGUUAUUAGUUCUUAUGUUCUGUGGAAAUAAUGUGGAAACGAAUGUGGUAAUGACAGCAAAAAACAGAAGACAACUCUUGCCGCCUCAGGAAUAAGGGCUCGCUCCCUGCACGGGCGAAUCUCCGUUAGCACACUUGGUUGCAACUUUCUCACUGCUAGUUUUGCUGGUUUUCUGCCGUGGCUAUCUCGUCUCUAGUAGCCCCCGGGUUACACAUUCAAAAACGUGCGUGUCGCUGUGUCGUUUUUAUCUCGAACGUGACAAAUUCUUGGGGCCAGCGCUGCAGUCCGCGAAUGUUCAUUUUUACUCUUACCAGUUGGCUGUACACCCUUCAAACUUUUGUGUGUCCAUCUGUCACUUCAAAGUGCUGAUCGUCGUUAUGUUUGUGUCAAAAGUCGUAGUGCUCCCGACUUGUCCCUUCGGCCACAAGCCGUGGAUAAGGUCGCAUCUCGAAUGAGGUGGCUCUCUGCAUGGAUUUCGACGUUUUCGAGAGGAAUCUUGCACCGUUUAGAGCGGUUCUGGGUGAAAAAUACGGUGAGGAAGGUGUUUGCCCUAUUAUUUCUGCACGUGGCGUAGAUUUCGUGGACUUGACGCUCGGUGACCGUGAGCUGCGGAUUGGGAACCACCGCAGUCGAGAUCUCGCGAAGGUGGACCCACGCGAAGGCAGUAAAGUGGCUUUUUGCUGGCUAUGAAGUGAGAUUACAGUUUGUUCCAGUGCUCUUACCAUUGCAUGUGUAAGAUGUAGUGCAAGCCGUAGAGCUCUGGCAGCACUCAGUUGUCAACGCGGACUUUAGUCAAACACAAAAAUCGGAUCACCAUGGACGGUGUGAAGGCCGUAGAGAGGCCGGAAUUUUCUGUUCCGCCCAAGACGCUGUGUGAAGACGUGACGGCUGCGAGAAGCAGUGGCUUCGAAGGAGCGGCAGGGUGCACGUCGGCGCAAGACGAUGUUUCCCGUGGUUAUGAAGCGAAACCAGCGCAGAAAAGACGUUUUUUCUCUGCCCUUUCUGAGGAAGAAACAGAGGGUGCACACGGGACUCUGCCGCACCGUGAGGCUGUAGCCAGGGAGGAAACGGGCACGCUUGUGUGUGAUGACUAUUCAGAGCAUUCACAUUUGAAGAGGAAGGAUCCAAUAGGGGAAAUUAAUGAGAACAUAUGGAGUGUACAGGAAGGAUCGGACCUAACGACAUCGUCCUCGGAGGACGAUGGCAUAGGGGAUAUGAAAUGCACAGGGAGACGCAAAUCGCCAGGACAACGGGCAGUGGAUCAGGAAUGUGCGGGCAACAGUAACGCGGCAUCGGGAAGAGAGAGGAAACAUGAAAACAGCAGAGGUGACCACGUAGCCGCACCGGCUGUCGAGCAACUGUCACUGUCCAAGACAGGUGAAAAAGUACACCGACAGAUAUCGGACAGCGCUCGCCACAUAGCCACGGCCUUUGACUCUUGCCAGAAAGAAGUCCAGAAAUAUCAUAUGUAUUCACUUCGUCAUUUGUUCUUCUUCUCCAGUGGAAAUGCACUCCCGCCCCCCUCGUCUUCAUCAUCGUCGUCGUCUUCAUCCUCCCAACAGCUGCCUGGCGACUUUUUCAACACCUGUCCUGCUGAGUGCCUGCAAGCGGUCUUCCACUUCCUUCAUGUAGAGGAUAUUCUUCGAAUGCAAGUCGUUAGCUCGGCGUUCUUCUCAACAAUUCGAGAUGAAAUUGGAGCGUUCACGCAUAUCCGCUCUCUUGUCAUCGACGCGAAGUGGGCAAAGCUGGAGAUUCACGAGAGACAGCAAAUGCUACUGCAGAUGGUUCAGCUGCAGCACCUAGAGGUACAACCUCAAGCCUUCACAGGUGGCUCCAUCUUCAUUCAGGAGAUAGCUGCUCUGGUAUACAGAAACGCUCGGACUCUUCGGUCGCUUCGCCUUCUGUCGCCGGAGAACCCACUUUGUGACGAGACGCCGCUGCACAAUCCGUUCGCGUUCAAACCGCGGACUUUUGCGCGGCUGCGUGUUCUUACGCUGAUUGGGUCACAGGCGUUCGAGUGGGGCUAUAUUCUGAGCAACUGCAACUUCCCUGUUGUUGAGAGAUUCGAAAUCUCCUAUUUUCCGCCUGCGAGUGUCCACUGGUCGUGGAAGGUUGGCCCCGACUUUACACUACUCGGACUCGACGGCCUCAGGCAUAUGCUGGACAAGAUGGAGCUUCUGGAACGCCUGACACUCGGAUUUGAGAUCCGCUUUGAGGACGAUAAUAGGAGGCAACCGUGGGAAGAAGAUGUGGACGCUGCACAUUUCCAGCCUCAACUGAAUGUUGAUGGCGCACAGUACGAUGCAUUGAUUGAGCAGGAGCGACGCCGCUUGGGUUUAGGAGAGAACGGGCCCUUUUCUGAAACUUUGGCUGGGCCAAAUCGUGCAACGGUGGGUAGCGGAUUCCGGGAAGAAUUCAUGCUAGACAGUGCCGAGGGACAGCACUCGGAAGGGGCAAGUGCGUCGGCAGCUUCAGCUACGGGAGACAGGAGGGCAUGGCGUGCUUCAGAAACGGCACCGGCAGCGGCCACAGGUGUGCAUGCAGGGCGAGUGUGGCAAGCGGGUGGGAAUGACAGCCGAGACGAUCUGGUAGGGGUGGAACCCGUGGGCGGCCGGGGUCAGUUGUCAAGUUGGCGCGGCAAAGUGAGUGAAGAAGAUUUCGCCGAUCUGUGUGCAGUGGCUUAUGUCCGGGCAGGAGGAGCCGGCAAUCUCAAAAGAAUCGUCGUCAAACACCGAAGCAAGACAGGUGAAGAAACAAGCAGUCAAGCAACAGUGAGUUCAGUUGCUGAGUUCUUUCAGGAUGCUGCUUCUUUUUGUUAUCGGUAUGUUUCUGAUGUGUUCACUGGCUUUCAACCGCUGGCCGACUGAGAUGGCACAGGCGUGGCAAAAGUGUUACGCAGUAUAAACAGGGGUACUUACGCGACAUGCUGUUAUGGCUUUCACGAGUCAGAUAAGGCAAACGGAGGCCAACUAUAUUUUGGGACGUGCCCUCGCAAGAGAAUACAAACGACGACGGCGGGGAGUGGAUUCGCCGUCUAAUCCGGUCUGGAAAGAAAACGUGUAUCAUCCACGUAAUUUUCAUUAUGAAACGCCUUUGCGAGCAUGUGGUCCUCCGAGCCCCUACGCGUCGUCGAACAACCACUACGGAAAUCGGCUCGCCAACUCAGUAGCCAGCGCCCAAAUGGAGGCCGUAGGUCUUUCUGUUGUCACAGGGAGGAGGUGAAGAAAUAGGAUUCAAUGAACAGGUUUGCCCGCAUGCCACCUUGCGCUCCCUGACGUCUGUCUGUCUGUGCAAGUCUGUGGAAAUUUUGUUUUCUUUUCGCGAACAUUGAAUAGCUAGGGACAGCGCAGUAAAAAAGACACUGAGCUUGAGCGUGGGUGGCAUCGAGGACAAAAGGUGUGUGCUAAGCGAACUGAACGCUUCAAAAAUAUCAUGCACUCGGUGCCAUUAAUACGGAGCAUCUGUGGUAGCAGCGCUUGUCACAGCCUGCGCGGUUGUCAGGUAUCUGGUCGUGCGAUAUUGUCUCUGGAUUCGACGAGUUUUUGCAGAAACUCGUGCGGGCAGAAAAAUGAAUAACUGGAGGAAAAAAUCUUGGAGAGGAACUCUAGGUUCGUAUUUCUCACCGCAGCACACUGAGGCACAGAACAAAUGAAUAUGCGAACUGAUCUUUACUCACGAAACAGAGAGGGUGUUUCCGUUUGCGUCGGCAGCACAGCGCCAGUAUCCCUCGUUUUCCUUUUCAUCCCGGUGACGUCCGUUCCAAUGAGAAACCUCGCGAGCCGGAGAUCACUUUUUACGCGGUAAAAGUUUCGACGAAGCAAACGUAUAGUGUGCGUACAGUGGUGGAUCAGGGGGGGGCCUCACAGUCGCGGGCGGCGGGUUACGCUGUCGAACUGGUUUGUUGAGAGUGGCGCACACGGAUGAAAGAUAGGAACUGUUCCAGCUGAUGCUUGCCUUAUCGGGGAGCUGAACCAGGAUUAGGUCUACGAAUGUGUGUCCAAUCGCGAAAAGCCACCACUGCCUAAAGAGCCGCUGUGUUUCGUUUUCUCGUAUAAAUGACGUCAUGGUGCCACCUGUUCUGGUUACAUCUUUAGGUCGUUUCACUUCACACUGUAUAGACAUCCUAGUGGGGAUACAGGAAUCGCUUAGUACACAUGUGAUUAUUCUGAAGGUUGACUUGUCAUUUCGCGGUAGCUGCUCGUAGGACAAGUCCUAAGUGCGUCACCAGCCUUUAGUGGUUGGAUCACAGGAAGGCGAUAUGCACCAGAGCAAGAGUGACACCUCCUGUCAUGUCAUGACAUGCGCAUGGUACACUGCCUAAGGAAACACGCUGAAAAAGUACACGACAUCGUUCAUAAGCCAAGUCUCCAGGUUGAUUCCAGGGUGUUUCGGUUGACGUAUCAUAUGAAGUUGAGUCCAGCAAAUGCUCACGCGUCUGACGAAGAGGGAAAGAGAACCGUGGCAGUGUUCACUGUUGUUCAAGCCGCUAGCGCAUCUCUACAGUGCGGGCGUCUUCCCAAUAACUGUCGACAGGGUCGUCGGGAAGUCCAUCAUUCUCCGUGUGUCUCACUGGCUCUUCGAAAUCACUCAUGAACGCAACUGCGGAGGAACGCUCAUCAAAACCUUGGGACAGCUCAGGUGACACGUCCUGAUAUCUCGGGGCUUCCUCCCUCCACUGUGAGGGGGCACCAACCUGACGAAGGGAGGUGUCGUGGUGAUCGCUAAACCCCCUCGCAAGGACAGCACAGCCUCCGUCGUCGCAUGCAUUUUCAGUUCUUUCUUGGAUUAGAUACGGAGGUACAUGUAGAUUGCGUUCCUGCAUCUUCUUUAUCAGAAGGCGAACGGCGGCGAAAUUCCCAAUUGAGUUAUAGUACCUGCAGUAUUUGAGCAUCAGAAAGCAGGCAACUCGUUUCGUUGCCACCACAGAGUGUAGCAUGGGAGCUUGCUGGCGCCACAUUAGUUGUUGAGAACACCAGAAGAGGUUUUCUUUAGCAUCAUCUUGCAUAUACUAAGUUGAGGGGGUUCAGACGUCUUCCAUAUCCCCCGCAUAACUGACGAUGUUGUAUCUUGGCGGCAUGAGGCGGUCAUCCAAGCAUUGCUGCUCACGCGCCUAUCUGAUGGCCAGAUGUCAUGUGGCGUAAGAAUGGCGAGAAACCGG
Toxoplasma gondii ME49 is the source of this 6898-nucleotide messenger RNA. RefSeq lists its product as hypothetical. The transcript is spliced from 3 exons. The coding region runs from base 2556 to 4607 and encodes 683 amino acids. The record is from RefSeq and is a predicted model, not a curated record. Gene Ontology annotation, molecular function: protein binding. Lineage: Eukaryota; Apicomplexa; Conoidasida; Eucoccidiorida; Sarcocystidae.